This is a messenger RNA of Suillus clintonianus, 645 nucleotides long. RefSeq lists its product as uncharacterized. NCBI's taxonomy places the organism in Eukaryota, Fungi, Basidiomycota, Agaricomycetes, Boletales, Suillaceae. The record is from RefSeq and is a predicted model, not a curated record. The transcript has 3 exons. Bases 1 to 645 code for a protein of 214 amino acids.
AUGAAUCAAGAUAAUAACGAAAAGGACGACUCUGUAAAGCAUUCUCAGCCAAUUCCGAUGACUACCCACCACUGGAGACAUCGUUCCAUGUCACUCUCGUCGGACGCGUCCACUUUACCUGGCUCUCCCCCUCAAAUACAAACCCCCUUGAGCCUAAACUCUCCCCGUGUUCCAGUUGCUUCCCCAUCUAGUUCUCCCAUCCUUUCGUUCUUAUCUCAGUCACCAACCUCAAAAUCCCCAACUUCUGUUCCUUACCGCGGCUUUGGUGCUCAACCUUCGUUUGAUGAUGACACCCCCGAGGAACUUCCAGCAACUGUUCAUGCUCGCCGGUCUGGGCGGUUUGCGCCCGCUCCACCUGCCCCUGAAGCCCAGCAGGACCGCGGUGCUGCGUUGCUACGGCGCCUAUCCCUCGGAAGCGCGCUCGCGAAGCCUCCCGGUGUGGAUCAUACUACCUCUCGAAGUCCCACGAGCCCCACUGCUCCACCUAACUCCGCAGUCUCCCCUACCCUGACUUCUUUACCCGUAUUCCCUGUUCGCAAGACAAGGCGCUCAGCUACGGUGAGCAUUGACUCUGGACGCCAACGUCGCGCGCCUUCUCCCAUGGGCGAGAGGAUCCUCAAGGGUCAUUUCGACGGCUUCAACUAA